Molecule: messenger RNA, 2209 nt
Organism: Stylophora pistillata
Lineage: Eukaryota; Metazoa; Cnidaria; Anthozoa; Scleractinia; Pocilloporidae
Biological process (GO): base-excision repair
Cellular component (GO): nucleus
Molecular function (GO): catalytic activity; DNA binding
Source: RefSeq, a predicted model, not a curated record
UGUUGUUUGAUUGCUUGCUUACUUAGAUUGAUCGGAGAAAAUACUUUUUGGGGGAGUCAUGGAUAGUAUGUAUGCUUCAUCAGGCGUUACAGGGUGGAAGAAAGUAUUUACUCAACGAAAGAGUGGGAAAACGAAAGGAAAACUGGAUAUCUAUAUUAUUAGUCCAGAGGGAAGAAAAUUUCGCUCCCGUGCUGAGCUGCAGAGAUACCUAGUUUCACGCACAACUGAAGAAAGUCAUCUCUCGAUCGAAGACUUUGAUUUUGGAGUUUCUAAUUCUCUCAAAUUUUCAAGUGCUGAUCGUAUUUCAAGCGGGUACAAUGACCUACCAGAGGCAAUGAAGCGGGAAACACCACAAGAUGAUGUGGGAAACAAACAUGAAUUCACCCAACAGAGAACUUUGAAUACUCAAAAGACUUCUCCGUAUUUUCCAAAAACAAACACUUUUCGAAGAGAAGUAAAACAACAUCGCACUUUGAAACGACGACUACGAAGCGAGUCUGUCUCUGGAAAUCGUGCUAGGGUCAUCCACACUAAAAGAGCAAGAAAGUCGAAGACAGACGAAAGUAGAAAAUCCUUAUUUGGUAAACGGAAAGUGGCGCGAAAACAAACAGCUGAUGCGUACAAACAUCGUACGAUCUCAAGUAAAAGAAAAUCGAGAAACUCGAACACUUUAAGGUUAACCGAGACGAUUGGUAUUGAUGAAAAUACAAAUUGUGGCAAUCAGGCGGGAAAUGAAAUCACAACUACUACUGUUUCGAGUCAAUACUUCAAAUCAAGUGAUCCAGUCUCCAUAAAUUCAAAAUUUGCACCCAAGUGGAUUCCUCCUAAAUCUCCGUUCAAUUUGAUCCAAGAGAGCCUUUUCCAUGACCCGUGGAAAUUACUAGUUGCAACUAUAUUUCUAAACAGAACAACAGGAAAGAAAGCUAUUCCAAUCAUGUGGGAAUUUUUUAAGAAGUAUCCUGAUCCCGAAGUUACAAGAAUGGCAGAUUGGAAAGGAAUCGCGGAACUCCUUCAACCAUUGGGUCUACAUGAAAAAAGAGCCAAAAUAAUCAUAAGAUUUUCUGAGGAAUUCCUAACAAAAGACUGGACAUACCCAAAUGAGUUGCAUGGGAUUGGAAAAUAAGGAGAUGAUUCAUAUCGUAUAUUUUGCCUUGGUGACUGGAAGAAUGUUACCCCUAAUGACCAUAAACUUAACUUUUAUCACAAAUGGCUUUGGGAGCAAGAUAAAGAAGGAUCUUGAAUAUCAAAAACAUCACCAACAUACUAAGCACUGUAGUAGUGUUUUUAUUGAAACUAAAAUUAAUAAGAGUUGCAAGCCUUGCAAAGAUUUUCUGUCAUUAAUUUUUUCAGGUACUUUGGUUCUGGUAGGAUUAAAUUAAUUUUCUAUGCUACAAACUGCACAUUACUUUUUAAUAGAGAAAGUUGAAAGAUAUCAAGGAGAAAAUGCAAUUAAUUCUCUCUCAACAGUCAUUCUCUUACAGACAGCUUCAAUAAUGUCUGUCUUUUUAAAAUCAGUUUAAUUAAAUACAACUCAGGGUGUUCAUUAAGGAAAGUGGGAAAAUGGUGUAAAGUAAUGGGAUAUUAUGCCAAGAGAAGGCUCUAGAUCCCUUUUAAAAAUAUCUCAGGCCAUAAAAAUAGAGGCAAAUAAUUGUUUCGGUGUUGUUGUUGAGUCUGAUCAAGAAUCCACCAAUCUCCUGUGUUAAAUGAAUACCCUGAAAACUCUUAAUUGUGAGGAAAGAAUUGUUUAAGUACAUUUAGACCCUUGCACAGUAAAUGCAGUUUUAUAUUUGUUGUUUUGGCUUUGGUUUUUUUCUUUUGUUUUUGUUUGUUUUUGUUGUUGUUGUUUUUUUUUUUGGGGGGGGGGGAGGAAGCAGGGAUGGUGAUAUACUCUUCCACUCUGUCUGCCAGGUAACCAGUCGUUUUGCCAAUAAACAGUUUACUAACAUGACAUCAAUUCACCAAUGUCUAAUGUCAGUUCACCAAUGCUUACAAUCAUGUCAGUUUGCCAACAUCCAAAAUAAUUGUAAUUACAAAUGACCAGAGGAAUGAAAUUUUACUUUGAGGCUAAACAGAAACCUCCAGGCACUGCUCUUCGAAUCCUGGGACAAGUAUGAGAGGAAAGAGAUAAACGCCAUUCGGCUGCUGAGAACCUGAGCUCAUCUGAAUGCCCUGACUCAUGGGAACUGAAGAACGGGAAAAAAAAAAAAAA